UGUCUAUCCAGUUGAAUCUUAGUGCUUUAGUAGAUUAUGCCUUUCUAAGAUCACGCUUUUAUCGGGGUUGAAUCUAGACAGCGAGCAAAAAUGAGAGGAACCAGAAAAUCUACCCUUAUGACUCCGGAUCCGUACCAUAUACCUGGUUAUUGCGGUUAUUGCCCACAAUUCAAGUACCAAAUUGGCGAAACUUUCGGAAGAACAACCUCUCAGCUUUUGACAACAUCAAGUGUGGCUUGCUCUGGCAGGCCUGUACUGUCCGACAUUACUCCACAUCCUCGACCGCCGAAGGACAACAGGAGAUCUUUGAUAGCUGCGCGUUGCAAAAAUCUCGGGGAUCAGAAAUUGUGCGAUGAAAUGGUGCCGAACUAUACAGGCUAUAUACCAAAAGGAGAGCAUUACUUUGGAAAGCCUUACGCAGACACAUGUCUAAGCGCUAUUGCAAGUUUCCAAGAAGACCAAGUGAAAAAUCAUCAGAAGAUCCGCGACCUUAGGACAAUCGCAGAGCUACAAAAAGGCAAAGACGUUCCCAAAGAACUGAUCUCCAGUGAUACCCUGAUUACGACCAAGUACCAGACUCCUCUCAAGUCAAUAACUAUUCGCCCUAAGGCGUAUUAUUCCCCAUUUGCUCUACAGCAUUCGCUCUCUCCAUUCAUUAUGAGUAACGACGACCCGAAGAAAUUCCUCAUGUCGGGAUACACGGGAUUCGUUCCCCGAGCCAGGGGCGAAAUGGGAAUGGGCUAUCCAUCGUUGACGAAUAAAGCGCUGUGUGAUUUUGCGGUUGAAAGUGACAGGCUGAAGCGGGUCAAGGAGCUUCCGAUAACUGUCAAUCGACCCGAGAUCAAACUCGUCGACACCAAGCCGAUUUACAUCCGAGGUUCGGGUCAAGUUCCUCAUUACACUGGACAUGUGCCAGGUGAGAAGUUCCGUUAUGGAAUGACAUUUGGGUACAGCACUCAGAACGCAACGCCUAUGAAAGCCCUAACCGCCUAAAGACAUUACUUACCGCGUUUAUGCAAUAUGUGUAUCAAAGAAUUUUGGUUAAAACUGAAGAUUGUUGGAGAAAGUAACUAAUAUCUUAUCGACAGUUGUGCAAGUUUAAUUCAAAACAUUUAUUUUAUAUUCCCAAAAGGAUCAUUAUCAGUCAGCUAUUCUGUUAAUGUUAAUAAAAAUUUUAACAAGAAAA
This is a messenger RNA of Stylophora pistillata, 1186 nucleotides long. RefSeq names its product ciliary microtubule inner protein 2B. The record is from RefSeq and is a predicted model, not a curated record. NCBI's taxonomy places the organism in Eukaryota, Metazoa, Cnidaria, Anthozoa, Scleractinia, Pocilloporidae.